Molecule: messenger RNA, 2346 nt
Organism: Annulohypoxylon truncatum
Lineage: Eukaryota; Fungi; Ascomycota; Sordariomycetes; Xylariales; Hypoxylaceae
Product: TLD-domain-containing protein
Exons: 2
Coding region: 366-2189 (607 amino acids)
Source: RefSeq, a predicted model, not a curated record
CUCAGCUGCACAUGUGGACUACUACUAGUAGGUUAAGACUUAACUUUGGUACACUGGUACAUUUGAUACUACCUGCAAUACAAAUGGGAUGUUACUAUUAGGCACACCAUCCUAGCGACGCUCCAUCACCCCCACAACCUUGGAAGCUCAGACUUUAGUGUAGGUAGGUUCGCUACUGGGUAUCAUGUACCUACGUAAGCCGGGGUACGGGGCUUUGAUUUAAAAUGACAUAAGGCAAGGUACAAUACCAAACUUACCUAGUAAGCUCACAUCCUAAAGAACAUCAAUGCCUCUUAACCUUAUCCGUUCCAAUAUAAACCUUUCAUCUUCCUUUGGAAUGGCUUCAUCUUCUCCACCAGCAAAACAUGGGACAGUCCCUGUCAGAUGAGGCUAGGCCUCCUUCCAAAGAGGAAAUUACAGCAGACCUGGCAGAGAAGUUCGCUCGCAAAUGUUUCGAGCCUCUCGAGCUUUAUUCCUUCAAACACAACUUCAAAUCGCUCGCCGACCACGAACAAAAUGUGCGCUAUCUUAAGGAGGAUAGUAUUGCCCGUUUUCUCGAGCUUCCGGACAUACUCGCCGUCUCGCCCGUCGUGUUUCACAUGCUGUCGUAUAUCGGUGCCUUCCCAUUCCUCCAAGAUGCCCCGGUUAUCCUGGGCUUCGAACAGAUGAUUAUGGCUGUCGCUAUUAUGACCGAGCGAUAUGCUAAGAUAUUAGCGAGAGGCAAUAGUAGCAGAAGGAAAUUGCUUUUCAAGAGCCUAGCCGUAUACGACCGAAAGCUAUCAGAGAUCGAGAAGCAGCAGAAUAGCACAGGUAUAUCGGAGCGAAAUACUAGCAGUCACGUGCCUGGGUUUGCCGUUGACGAGGCCGGCGACGAACUGGACGACGAUGCAGCGGACGACGACGAGCUUGUCUUGGCUGCAUUGGACUCUCUGGAUAUGGACGAUGCUUUCAGAGCGGGCGAUUCGCACGCCGCUACUACGCAUGGGGCCAUGAUUCCUGCAGACAACUUUAGGAAGCUGAUUAUGCUACUGCUUCUAGUAUCUCCGUUGGACGCGCAGGAGCACCUCUCUAGCUACGCGCAUCGGGUUACUGGCACGGAUCUCGAAGAUCUGAGGGCCACAGCCGAGAAUAUUUUGUCAGCCUUCAUCAAUGUGGAGAAAUCCCCUGGUAUCACAUAUCCCCAGUUCAAGAAUGUUCUCCCAUCCAGUUUCCCCUUUCUUUUUGACGGAUUCAAUCCCCUUUUCGAGCACUUCCUUUUUGCCAAGGACCUCGACUUCUCUAGAAGAAAAGAUGGCAUGUCUAAGACCAUAUCCCCAGCGGUCGUACAACCUCCCCUGCUUCAAGGGAGUGGCCAGAUUCUAAAUUUAAGUAUUUUGUCUCAAUUGUCGUUCUUCAUUAGUGGGAACGAACUAUUCCGGCGUCUGCGCUUGCUAUACUCGGGCUCGGAAGCCGGGUUCUCGAUGGGUAGUUUUGAAACAAAGGUUUUCAACUGGCGUGCGCCGACUAUCCUACUGGUAUCCGGGACUAGGCUUUCGGAUACUCCCAACCAUGGUGGAUCAGAAGGGACAUUUAAUGACUCUCUACCCCCGAAACGGUUUCCGAAUGGAAGCCCGCCGGAUCGCGACCGCUUAGUGUUCGGGGCGCUUGUCAGACAACCGUGGCGACACACCCACAGGGAAUGUUUUGGAGGCGAGGAUAUGCUGCUAUUUCAGCUUGCCCCAAUUCACGACGUUUUCCCGGCUUCCAUUAUAAACCGCGACUAUGUAGCGUUUGCGAAACCACCGAUCACGAAUCCGGGAAUCAACUUUGGUUGCCCACAUCCAAGGGUGAGCCAGUCCUCGCGCCACCAGUCGAUCCGACAUCUGGGACCUGUGUCGCUUGUCGUCGAUUCGAGCUUUGAGUUUGGAGUCUUUACCCACGACUACGCAUCCCGCGGCGGCGCAUUCGCAACUAGCGCGUCUCGAAAGUACAAUUUCCAGGAACGCUUCCAAGUCGACGAAAUUGAAGUGUGGGGUUGCGGUGGCGACGAAGAGGCAAGGAUACAGAGAGAGAAGUGGGAAUGGGAGGCCCGGGAGGCCGAAGCCAGGAGAAGAGUCAACUUAGGCACGGGCGAUAUUGCCGCGGAUCGAGCGUUACUCGAAAUGGCAGGGCUGGUCGGAGCUAAUAGGAGUGGGGGUUCUAUGGCCUGAUUUACAACAAGGCUGAAAGAAGGCGGCGUUAGAGGUCGUAGGCGUUGACUGUAUAGCUCAAUAGCUUUCAGGGGCUUAGAUCUACCAUAUGUGCAACAGACAAUUUCAGGCGGUUGAACCUAACUUAUUGCUUGGUAUAUACAAUGGCACGAGGUAU